Capsicum annuum is the source of this 671-nucleotide messenger RNA. RefSeq names its product copper transport protein CCH. The transcript has 3 exons. NCBI's taxonomy places the organism in Eukaryota, Viridiplantae, Streptophyta, Magnoliopsida, Solanales, Solanaceae. The record is from RefSeq and is a predicted model, not a curated record. The coding region runs from base 246 to 467 and encodes 73 amino acids. Gene Ontology annotation, molecular function: metal ion binding.
CCUGAAUGAAUGAGCAGAGACUAAUGGGCUACGCGUCGAGGAAAAAUGGGUUUAAAGCAGCUUUUGACAAAGUGAUAUAACCCCCAAUCACCUAAAGAAAAGAAUCCUAUACCCCCACCACUUUCUUUAUUCAACCUCAAAUGAUUUAACCAUUCAUCAUUUCUUUGUUCUUCUCUAAGUAGCACUAGUUAAGAAGAUUGGUUUGCAUCUGCCUAUUAAGAAGCUUUGAUAACUUAGCAACUGCAAUGGCCAAUGUUGUUGAGCUUAAAGUCGGUUUGCACUGUGACGAAUGCAUCAAAAAAAUCUUGAAGGCAAUCAAGAAAAUUGAAGAUAUUGAAACAUAUGAUGUGGAUACACAACUUAACAAGGUAAUAGUAACUGGAAAUGUGACUACUGAAAAGGUCAUCAAAGUUCUUCACAAGAUAGGGAAACAAGCAAGCAACUGGGAUCACCAAUCAAGUUACUAAUCAAUAAGACACUGCGACCUUUGCUAUUUUAUCUUAUUCAGUAUCAUCCUAUUAAUAUAUAGUUGAUCUUUCUGUAUCUCAUAUUGCUCCAAUCGUGAAGAUUUCUGAAGUAGUUAUACAUUCUAAAUCUCGAUAGAUGAACCAAAAUCCAAUGUACUAAUCACAUUAUGUGUUCUAUAAUUAACAUUUGCUUCAUUCCGUAAA